Uloborus diversus is the source of this 529-nucleotide messenger RNA. Its product is annotated as NADH dehydrogenase [ubiquinone] 1 alpha subcomplex subunit 12-like. The transcript is spliced from 3 exons. The record is from RefSeq and is a predicted model, not a curated record. Lineage: Eukaryota; Metazoa; Arthropoda; Arachnida; Araneae; Uloboridae. Gene Ontology annotation, cellular component: membrane. The annotation marks the transcript as partial. Gene Ontology annotation, biological process: response to oxidative stress; mitochondrial respiratory chain complex I assembly.
AACUGACGAGCUGAAAAUUGGAACACUUGUGGGUGUUGACAAGUUUGGAAACAAAUAUUAUGAGAAUAAAAUGUACUUUUAUUCUCGAAACCGUUGGGUGGAUUAUACAGAAGCUGUGAAUUUGGAUUAUGAUGGUAGUCAAGUCCCUGCUGAAUGGCACCGCUGGUUACAUUACAUGACUGAUGAUCCACCUACUAUAAAGAAACCUGUUGAACAUAAAUGGUUGAUGGACCAUACUGCAAAUAUGUCUGGCACAAAUAAAGCAUACAUGCCAUAUUCAACUACACAACCAAAGGUUCAAGCAUGGGUUCCACCAAAAUAAAUGUGAUAAGCUUGUUUUGUUUGUAUUUUAUUGGCAGUCUCUGUCAUUUAGAACAGAUUAUAAAAAUGAAUUAACAUUUAUGUAUAAAUACUGUAUGAUAAAGAAAAAAUGUUUUGGAACAUGAAAUGUUUUUAUUUAUGAAAUGAUUGCUAUCAAAAACUGUAAACUUGUCAGGAAAACUAAUCUGUAUCGGCUUGAUUAUCUCCA